CACGUAUUGCAUCGGCGUUCGAUUCAUAUAGACUAGGGAUUGUGCUAGUCGUUUAACCGGAGCUGAAAGGAAUCGAGGAUGAUAUCUUCUCCUUAGGUAUAAACUUGCAAAGUUCUCCACAGGUUGUGGCCUUUGGCAGGAUGUCAGGAUGGCAAGUGGCCCUGGCUUGCCGGACAGCCUGGUGCUGGAAAUCUUCUUGCAUCUCCCUCAUAAGGCAGUUCUGAGCGCAGGGUUCACCUGUCGUCAGUGGUUUGCUGUGUCGCGGGAUGAAUUUCUCUGGAAGGAGCUCCUCUACAACUACUACUGCAUCCCACGCUCAGUGCCUCGCCACCCUGCGGCUGUGUCGUGGUACAGGGAGUUCAAGCGGCUGUAUGACUGCAUUCCCUGUGUGGAGGUUCAGACUCUGAAGGAGCAUCAUGAUCAGGUCCUGCAUUUGGCCUUCUCUCACCGUGGACAUCGCUUCUCUUCCUGCUCAAAAGACUGUACCGUUAAGCUUUGGGACACGGAACGAUCAGAUGGCACCAUCUCUUUGGUUCACAGCUCCAGCAUGCGGCAGUUUAACUGGGGCUACACUCAGUUCUCCCAGUUUAACGUCGAUGACACACUGCUGCUGGUGUCGGGGGUAUACCUGGGCCCACAUCAGUCCUCUUCUGGAGAGAUUGCAGUCAUCAGUUUGGAGAACUACACUCUGCUGUCCCGUGUGAGAAAUAAGCCAUAUGAUGUGUUUGGCUGCUGGCUGAAUGAGACUCACCUGAUCUCUGGUAACCUGCACUGGAUUGGCAACAUGACCUCCUGCUCUGUGCUCUGGCUCAACAAAGCCUUCCAGGACAUUGAGUCAGAAAACGUGAAUGUGGUGAAGCGUCUGUUUAAGAUCCAGAACAUCAAUGCCAGCACUAUCCGCACAGUGAUGGUGGCCCACUGCCGUCGACACGACUCUCCUGACCUCCUUCUGGACUAUGAAGCUCAGUCAAAGGCUCAAGCUCAGCAGACACAGCAGCACCAGCCUCUCUUCUUUGAUCUGGGAAACACAGACAGUGAAGAGGAGGAGGAUGAGGACAAGGAGGACAAGGAGGAUGAGGAGGAUGAGGAGCGAGGAGAAAAAAGAGUGUCAGCACAUCUGCCCUCAUUUAACCCGUCUGGGAUUCAGCAUGUUAUACACGGUCGUCAGAGCAUAGCUGCUCGUGAACGAGAGUUGGAGACAAAGGUGGCCAGGUUGAUGGGCAGCAGACGCACCAAAGCUCCUGAUCCGAACCUGGUGUCUCCCUCAGCUCAUGGAGAAGGAGAGGACAAGACCUACCUCCUCUUCACCACCGGCAGCCUUACCUACUCGCCUCACCAAAUAGGCAUCAAGCGGAUAAUGCCUGAUCAAAUGACGACAUGCGGUCCUGUGUUAGGAGAGGAGCGCAGUACAGAUGAAUUCUUCGACUCACUGGAUCAUGUGAUCGACAUUCACGGCCACAUCAUUGGCAUGGGUCUGUCACCUGACCAUAGGUACUUGUAUGUGAACAGUCGAGCGUGGCCGGCAGGCUGUGUCAUCUCUGACCCCAUGUCCCCUCCACCCAUCGCAGAGGAGAUAGACCUGCAUGUGAUUGAUCUGAAGAGUCUUCGAGAGGAACGCCGCAGCCUUCGAGCCCACCGGGCCUUCACACCCAACGAUGAGUGCUUCUUUAUCUUCCUUGACGUCAGCCGAGACUUCGUCGCCAGCGGUGCAGAGGACAAGCACGGUUACAUCUGGGACCGGCACUACAACAUCUGCCUGGCUCGCCUGAAACACGAUGACGUGGUCAACUCAGUGGCCUUCAGCCCAGCAGACCAGGAGCUGCUGCUGUCUGCCAGCGACGACUCCACCAUUAAAGUGUGGCGCUCGCCACGCAUGGUGCGCCUCGCCGAGGCACCCCAGCGCCCCCCUCGGGCUCGCAAACUGCUCUCCUCCUUGCUUGGCCGCAGAAGUGCUAAUCUGAAUGGUAAACCCUGACCUGGACCCUGGCGGGCGUAACGCAAGAGGAAAGCACCACAGAAGGACACUCCAUGAGCAGAGGGACACGUGUGAGGAUUCCACAGUGGUCUCUAUGAGAAGAACAAGGAUACGUGCAUUCUUGUGUGGCCCUUUUACAGGAUGUGCCGUGACCAACAGAUAGCCGGAAGAUGAGAAGCAUCAAAAUAAAAUGGGCUCUUUAGAACUCCAUACUGGUGAAAGAUCGCUGAUGCACAUGAAAACGUAGGAGACGGACAUUAAGAUGACGUGUGACUUCAAGAGCAAAGAACCAAGGCUAUCAAGGUCACAUUCACAUAUACGUGUGUAAUUUGAAAGCCCAUUUAACUCUGUCAUAAUGAAUGAAGCACGUCUGCACGUUUGUACUUUUAUUUAAGUAUUUUGUUGGCACCUUUUUUAGUAGAUGUUAUGCAAGCGACCUGAUGAUCAGAACAAGGACAUGGUCAAAUUAAUUAAAUACUAACAGAGAAAAAUCUACGUUCUGCUACAAUUUUACAACACAACUAUGUCACUGGUGUUUCAUCUCUGUUCCAGUUUUUUGUAAAGGAGGAGCAGUUUGAUUUAACUUUAUUACAGAAUGACAAUGCAGAUGUUUAUUCCUAAGCUACCCCAUAUAGCCUUUAUAUCCACUGUGCAAAUGGAUUGUGUCAUACAGGUUUUAACGAUCAUACUAUAUUGAAAAGGUACAAGCAUUUGGUUUUAACAAUGCACCAGUGCUGCACCUCUGUUAUGGUGGCAUAUUUAUUUUAUAUUUAUCUAGUAUGACACAUUUCAAGAGAUUUUGUUUAGGUUGGACCAUUAAAAUUACCAAAAAGCUAAAGGAAAAAAAAGUUCAAACACCGACCAUUUUAUUUUCAUUACAUGUUUAUGUAGGUGAGCUUUGUGACUUCAUAGCACUGAGGUACUAUGCAGAAUCAGGGUGCUUUGCUACUUCAUAUCCGUAAGCAUGUUUACCUCACCUUUCGGUGUCAUAAGCUCACAUUGUUUACUAGCAUUAAAUAUUCAGCAAAGGUGCUCAUUUUUGUUUAUAAUUUCAGAUGUCAUGAAAAAGUGACUCUAAAAUGCUCCUCCAUGCCUCACAUAUAUGGUCUACAUGUGUGAAGCUCAGCUGUAAUGUUACUCAUGCUUAUGACUUUUUGUUCAUUUCAUUUUGGUUCCUUAAGAUUUUAUUUAUGCACAUCAAGUGAUUUCAAUUUGAUCUCCUUGUAAUAAUGUAGUUUGAGCAUUCAUCUUUGUGGUUGUGGUGUUGUUUUGUUUUUAAUGGACCUGAUUCUCUGUGUGACGUUUGUUUGAGCUUGUGCAUCUGAUUUUCCCAUCUGCCCUUUUGCUAUUUGACAUCAGUAGAUUUUGUACUGUGGAAUGUGUAAAAUUUGUUUGGCCCAUUAAACAAUUUUCCUUUUACCAGA
Molecule: messenger RNA, 3399 nt
Organism: Onychostoma macrolepis
Lineage: Eukaryota; Metazoa; Chordata; Actinopteri; Cypriniformes; Cyprinidae
Gene: fbxw5
Product: F-box and WD repeat domain containing 5
Exons: 10
Coding region: 149-1975 (608 amino acids)
Biological process (GO): protein ubiquitination
Cellular component (GO): Cul4-RING E3 ubiquitin ligase complex; SCF ubiquitin ligase complex
Molecular function (GO): protein binding
Source: RefSeq, a predicted model, not a curated record